UUUACUAUUGAUAGUUAAUUGUUUAUUUUUCAGCAAAUUAUAUCUCAACAUGUCUCAAUCUGAAAGCACUUCUCAGAUCACCGAAGAACUGCCUAACGUUCCGACCAGACGACAAGUGGAAGAGCGGAAGAAAGUAUUAACCGCUCGCUUGAACAUAUUGAUCACUGAACUUCAUGAGGCCGGUGCUGAGGCAGAAGCCCAUGUCCGGGCAUUGUACAACCUUGAGGCAGCACAUGCUGCCCUCGAGGCAGCUGAGACUGACACCGAUGUCAUGCAAGUUCAGGAGGUACUCAUCAAGUGUCGUCAGACACUUGAUAAGUACAUUAUGGACCAGUAUACUGAGAUUGCGAAUGGAAGCAGAAAGAAAGAAGUGCAUGUGACAGAAGAGACAGUGGAUGAGAAUAUUCCACAACUUGAGGAAGCUCUUGCAAAAGAAAGGAACCGGAAAGAAGAGGUGAAGAAACAACGUGAAAGAAAUGAACAGCAGGAACAGAAGAUAAUUGAGAUUAGACAGAACGUGGUAAUAACUGAAGGAGAAGAACAUGCAGUUUCUCUGACCCAACUUGUCACCUAUCUUGCUCACCUUGAAAUGAAGAUUGAACAACAAGGUUUGAGAAUUGAUGAACUUACUGCAGGCUUGCAGACUGUCACAAACCUGGUGAAAGGAAAGAACAGGGUGGUCGAGACAAGGACCGAAGAGAAACUGAAAAAACUGAUGGGAGAUGCCAUGAAACAUCUCAAAGUGGAAACCGACGAGAAGGAAGAGAAGAAAUCCGAAGAAAAGAAAGGAGAACCUUCGGAUCCACCAAGUCCGCCGUCAGGGUCCCCGAAUGGAAAGAAAGAGGGCCCUGCACAACCUGAGAAACCGAAGAAGAAGGAUAAAGUCAAAAUAAAAUUGCCCAUUACAUUCUGCAAUAAAAAGGAUGAAAAUUUGUUAUUGUGGAUUGCUGAGAUACAAACCUAUUGUGGCAUGGCUCCUGUUGAACCCGAGUCUCAGGUAGCCUUCUCUACUUCUUGUCUAGGGGGAGAAGCUAAGGAAUGGGUUUUGGCCGAAGCCAAUGCUGCCGGGUUCGAUGAUAUUGGGGAGUGGGCUGGGACACUGAAUCUGAAACAGUUCCUAGGGAAAAUCAAGGAACGUUUUCUUGACAAGACGAUGGCUGACAAAGCCUUCGACCAGCUCACGACCAUUGGACAAAAACAUUGGACCUCGGUGGAAGCUUUGUCCAGGGAGGUUGACCGGUUGCUGCAAGUUCCAGGACUGAACUUGCAAGACAAUCAGGUAUUGUACAUAUACUCUCGAGCUCUGCCCGAGCCCGUGCGUAGUCAGCUCGUGGCAGAGUCAAAGUCAGGUAAGUAUCACUACAGGCAAUUUCGGGAUUUGGCUCUCCAGAGAAAACAAAUGACUUCUCAGGUGAAGAACACCUAUGCAUCUGUUGUGAAAUAUGGUGGUGGUGCAGAUGCAGGAACAGGCAAGCGAGUACUCUGGCGUCAAAAGCGUAAGGACCACACCCUCGUCGUCUUUGACGACGAUACUGCGGAGAAGUGGCCAUUGUAGGCCGAGGGUGUGGCAAGCGGCAGUGAGUCCGGAAAGGGGGACGUCACUCCCGCCAUGGUAAAAAAAGGAGGACCACGACCACGAGUAAGGAGGUGACCGCGUUCAUUCCCGGAGCAUCCCAGUAUUGCAGCCGGAAGACCCUGGGAGAAAAUGGACAUCGACGAAAAGACUUGGCAAGACCGGAUGAACAACGCGCAAUGCCUGAAAUGCGGGGUUGCGGGGCAUGUGAUUGCAUGGUGCCCUUUAAUCCGGAACCCAAAAGCCUGUCGCCAGUAGGAGUAACAUCUGCUCCUACUGAGUUCAAGGGUUUAGAUAUUGAGAAAGGUAAGGCACCUACUAACCCUUUCAAUCCUUCGACUCGUAUGGCAGAGGAUGUAUCUUCUCCAGCCUUUCGUCCAGAACACCCUGAACCUGUCUUAUGUUGUGUCUCUCUGGAUGACUCCCUUGACGAGCUUAGUAAUGAACUGCUAGCAUUACG
Messenger RNA from Chara braunii, 2033 nucleotides. The record is from the annotation of a GenBank genome assembly. Lineage: Eukaryota; Viridiplantae; Streptophyta; Charophyceae; Charales; Characeae.